Rhizoctonia solani is the source of this 1479-nucleotide messenger RNA. RefSeq names its product NADPH-ferrihemoprotein reductase. The transcript is spliced from 9 exons. Gene Ontology annotation, cellular component: cytosol. Gene Ontology annotation, molecular function: oxidoreductase activity; flavin adenine dinucleotide binding; FMN binding. The record is from RefSeq and is a predicted model, not a curated record. The coding region runs from base 1 to 1479 and encodes 492 amino acids. Lineage: Eukaryota; Fungi; Basidiomycota; Agaricomycetes; Cantharellales; Ceratobasidiaceae.
AUGCGCGCUAUGAUUGAGGAACGAGUGGCCAAGGGUGCUACAGAUUGGGAAGCUUACCAAAAACGGGGAGUUUUAGUUUAUCGUCUAGCUGCAUCCCGAGACCAAGAACGAAAGAUAUACGUUCAAGAGCUAAUAACUAACGACUCGAAGGAAGUAAAGGAACGGCUUGUCGAUCGCAAGGGCAGUUUAUACAUAUCAGGCUCAUCGAAUCAAAUGCCCUCUGGAGUGCGAAAGGCUGUAAUUGCAUCCUUGCGAGACGAAUGUGGGUGGACGGACGACGAAAGUGCAAGUUAUGUCGAUAGGAUGGAAAUGGAAGGAGAUGGAGGCACGAAUCCAGGCGAUCGAACAGCACCGCGGCUCAUUAAGUCCGCGACCUCUUCGACCCGUAGCAUAAGCAAUCCACCAGAUGCCUCCUCUGCGGUCCGACAGACUCUUUCACUCUUUGAUUCUCCUACAUCGAACUAUAGUAGCGAACCUCUUGGCACACCAUCCACACCAUCUAUCGACGACUCUCUUGCUAGUCACCAGGACAAAAUUAAGGAGAUGGAGGCACGAAUCCAGGCGAUCGAACAGCACCGCGGCUCAUUAAGUCCUGCGACCUCUUCGACCCGUAGCAUAAGCAUCCACCAGAUGCCUCCUCUGCGGUCCGACAGACUUUCACUCUUUGAUUCUCCUACAUCGAACUAUAGUAGCGAACCUCUUGGCACACCAUCCACACCAUCUAUCGACGACUCUCUUGCUAGCCUGCUCGAGUCAGACUUCACUCCUAUCCGAGUUCAGCUUAUCCCCAGUCGAAGCAGUUAUAGCUGUACGACUGGCUGGCGAAGGUAUAAAUAUACACCCCGACUCGUUGAGAAGCAUCGACGGGGAUUGACGGGCUAUAAGCUCCAUACGGGCAGGGUGUUGUACAACCUCAGUAAGAGUUCGGAGCCUGUCCUUGCUUUGCUUUACGUUAUCUUGCUCGCGUAUUACUACUUCAAAUCCCGUAUGCUUGAGGCCCAUGUCAUACUAACAGCACCAUCCAAUUCGCCAUUGCUAUGGGAUACAUCGCCUGAAUUCGCGUUAUACUGGACCACUACACCGCAAUACCGCCCAAGUCAGGAUUUGGCGAGAGCCCUGGCGACCUCGGGACUCAAUCGAACUAGGGAGGCAAUCAUAUUUCUGGCAAGUUAUUUCUCUCAUCAUGACGAUAUUUGUGACGUCAAGCAGGGGAUGUGUUGCCAGAGAUUUGGUUGGAGGGCUCAUAAAUGGUCUGCCACCUUCCUUGCCCCCGAAGAUAUUACAACAGUGUGGCCGAUUUCUCUUUCUGAUUUUAUACAGUAUGUAGUGGCGGAUGUAUCUCAGGAUAACCCUGCUUGUCUGUUGAUAAAAGCUCUCAUAUUGGUCUACUACGCGGGGAAGUUGAUACCGAAAGAUUUUCAAGGCCUGAGCUUACGGAGGAAUGGUGGUCACGAUUUAGACAAUGUGAUCGCGCAAUAG